GGGAGGAGGGGGGAGGAGGAAGCGGGCUCUCAGUGGCUUCCUGUAGUCGGAGCGCUGCUGGCUGUUGGGUGGAGACUGAGCGUAGCAGUGAGGCAGCUGUCAGCCAGAGCAGAGCAGGAGGGAGGCAGUGUCUCAGCGCGCGCUGGUGUGUGUGCGUGUGUGUGUGUGUGUGUCAUCUCGUUCUGAGCGUGUGGAUACUCCGCCAGGCUGGGGGCUUCUGGAACAGCGCUAAGCACACACCCAGGAGAGAACCGCCCAAGCACAAAGCGCUGACCGAACUGCAGCUGAAGGCCAGGUCGGAGAAGUCAGCAGAGACAAGGAACUUCCUGAUGUGAAGAGACAGCUCCACUUCCGCUAACCGACCAGAAGGGAGUACUUCAACCUCAGCCCAGAGGCACAACAUAUAGUUUUAAGACAGCCUGUCCAGGCGCAUAGAGAAGCCUCAUGGCCAGCAACAACACAGCCAGCAUUGCCCAAGCCAGGAAACUGGUGGAACAGCUCAAAAUGGAGGCCAACAUUGACAGAAUAAAGGUGUCAAAAGCAGCGGCCGACUUGAUGUCGUACUGCGAAGCACACGCCAAAGAAGACCCUCUCCUGUCCCCGGUCCCAGCUUCGGAGAACCCCUUCAGGGAGAAAAAGUUCUUCUGCGCCAUUCUGUAAACGGGCCGGGGGUUUCCAAAAUGGCCGCCUGGGCCGCGAUGUGGACACUCGAUAUGUAGAAUUUUCUAGCUGGGGCACGGCAAUCGCCUUUCUCGAAUGCUCGCAACGAGUGCAAUUAAAACCAACAAGUAACGCGUAAAUUUCAGUGAGGUGGCUACAAGGCAUUGCAUGUUUUAACGGAACCUUGUGGAGGCGCACAAGGGGACGAAGAAGACCCGGAAACAUGACUGACAGCAAAUCUAGAGAGUCCUCAAGGUGUGUAGUGUAGCAGCCCACGCUGACUGGUGUAGAGUUGUAAAAAAUAAAUAAAAUAGAAAAAACACACACAAAAAAAAAACAACAAAAAAGAAAACUAAAAAAACUAUAAAAAAAAAAAACGUUGUGGUUCUUUUGAAAAAUACAAAUGUUAAGACGGAUGGUUUAAUGACAACCAAAACCGUGGUUUUGCAGGUUGAGCUUACUGCCGGAGAUAGCAUUUUUAAUCGGAAUGAUUUUUAAGUGUUGAGUUUAUUUUUAAAUUGGCUGGAUUGGCUAUAUCAUUUAGAAAGCUUUCUGUUAUGUGAUUAUUUGGCUAUGCUAACUUUUUCUUAUACAUUAAUAGAUUAGCAAAAUGUUUUUUAAUGACGAAACAGUUGAAAGAUGUGACAUUCUUUGCAAAUAUACAUCAAUUUUACAUACUUUAACAAUGCUGAAAAAUAUAAAGCUGGCAGUGAUUUAGUUUCCUUCAGAUACUGGCUCUCUUUUUAACAUUUGUAUAAAAUUGCUAGCAAGUAAAGUGUGUUGUGCUCAGUGCUCUGAAUGUUUGUGGUGAUAUCAAUAAUAAUUGCAUGAAAAAUUGACAAGACAACCCCUGUUUUUCUUUCUGUGUGAAGGUUGUGAAUAGGGUUUUCUGGUAGUAGCAGCUGUGCAGGUGUUAAAAUCAUCGUCACUGCAACUCGUUCAUGGAAUUGAUCACUCAGAUAAUUUCAGCAAUAUUCUAUUUUAACAGUAAUUCAUGACUAAACAUCACUCUAUCGAAAACACUUUUGCUGAAAUGAGCUAUAUACAUAUGUAAACAUGCAUUUUUCCCAAUUACUCUCUCCAUAGUAACCACUUUCGGAUACUUUCAUAUAAACAUAUUUUCAGGACUGCCCAAAAGAGACCUAGGUAUUACGGUAACCAGGUCUGUCCAGGUGAUAUUUCUGUAAGAGUGCUGAUAGUUUCUCUUAAUAAACUACAAAUGCUGUGUA
Messenger RNA from Conger conger (European conger), 1889 nucleotides. It is a transcript of the gene gng2, whose product is annotated as guanine nucleotide binding protein (G protein), gamma 2. The record is from RefSeq and is a predicted model, not a curated record. Gene Ontology annotation, cellular component: heterotrimeric G-protein complex. The coding region runs from base 445 to 660 and encodes 71 amino acids. Gene Ontology annotation, biological process: G protein-coupled receptor signaling pathway. NCBI's taxonomy places the organism in Eukaryota, Metazoa, Chordata, Actinopteri, Anguilliformes, Congridae. The transcript is spliced from 5 exons. Gene Ontology annotation, molecular function: G-protein beta-subunit binding.